AUGGAGGUACAGGAGGUUCUCCGUGGCGUUCAGCCUCUUGUAGGCGAAGUGACGCCGAUAAGGACAGUGCAGGAAACUCAGCCGGCCGAAGAGUAUGGCAAUGCCUACGUCGCGGGCGUGAACGUGAAAAGCGCCGCAAAAGUCAUCAAAGUCCUUGACGCAGCCUAUCCCCGCGAUUCAGCCCGUCCCAUGAACCACCUCCGCCGCUUUGCGAAACAGAACAACCUCCCCGAAUCACUGCACCCAAUCCUUCUUCAGGAUAACCCAUCACCGCAGACCAUUUUCGUCCUUGUCUCACCACCUCUCCCAGAAGCUGCCCAGUUACAAGAACUACUCGCUCCCUACGUUCCUCCACCGGCGGACCCCGACGCGCAGUCUUCAGAUCCCGCAGGUCAGGUCAAGCUGCAUACGAUCAAAGUCCCCACCCUCCCGCCGCUCAGCACGGCCCAGGCAGAGAAAUGGUCAAAGGAGUUAUGGCCCGUUGUGUACAAUCCCGCCGCUGCACGCGCGAUGAUUUCGCCGCCUGUUCAAGUUCUAAACCGUACUCGCGACUUCAUCCAGCCAGAUGCGGGGCGGUAUCUGGCGUUUGCGCAAAAGGUCGCCGAGGAAGCGGAGCGAUCUGGUUGGGGACGGGGCGUUGGCGCGGUAGUCGUUGAUCCUGAUAUCGUCGCGAGGAUCCUAGAUGCAGACGGUGAUAUCGAUUCCCGAUGGCCGGAAACAAUCGUCGCUGUCGCCGGCGACGCGCGGUACGCCCGUCGAGAAGGAGGAAAUCCAUCAACAGCUGAACUGCAUACAGGACCGGGACCCAAUCCCGCCACAGAAUCAUACAACGCCGACCUCGAAGGCGGCCCAGACCUCCACGCCCUCAUGCGCGCAGCAGAGAUCGUCGCCUACAAACGGCGCGCCGGCGACCCAGCCGCAGAAGCCGAUAAACCCCUCUUAAGCCCCUUCGAAUCAUACUUUCUCUCCCAAACAGACCUCACAGCUCCAGAGACGGAAACGGAACUUGGACCCGAGUCCGAAUCAACGGAUGAAUCAACGGGUAUCUCUCCAGUCCCGGAGAAAUACCAGAAGACCGGCCCUCACGAUGCUCAGGCUGUUCCGCAUUCAUCAACAACAGAGCAGGGCGAAGGCAAGGAUUCACCAGGUCCGCGAAUUCGCCCCCGCUCCCAGGGCGGAUACCUCUGUACUGAUCUGGACGUAUAUCUGACCCACGAACCCUGCCUCUGCUGCUGCAUGGGUCUCCUCCUCUCGCGGUUCCGGUCCGUGACAUAUCCCCAACGCGGGAGGAUGGUCAUGGGUGGUCUCGCUUCUGAACCUGUCGUUAGACCUGUACCUGUUGUUGAUGAAAAUACCGAGCACGAACAACAGUAUGAUGGAAGUACAACCGGACAAGGAGAAACCCCAAAGCAAGGCAGACUAUACUAUGGCCUUCACUGGCGGAAGGAGUUGAACUGGCGCGCAUUAGGGUUCGAGUUUGUUGAAGAGACUGAGGAGCAGGGUCCUUUGGCUGCAGAUGGGGUUGCAUUCUAUGCGUGA
Molecule: messenger RNA, 1539 nt
Organism: Aspergillus mulundensis
Lineage: Eukaryota; Fungi; Ascomycota; Eurotiomycetes; Eurotiales; Aspergillaceae
Product: putative tRNA-specific adenosine-34 deaminase subunit Tad3
Exons: 3
Coding region: 1-1539 (512 amino acids)
Molecular function (GO): catalytic activity
Source: RefSeq, a predicted model, not a curated record